AUGCGUCCCGCCUCGGACCUGCCGUCGCUCUCUCAGAGGCUCGAACGUCAGAACUCGCUCCCAGCCGCCGACCCAAGCUCGCUGACAGACGACCCGGCCGUGGAUCCCGGACCUAAACUCGGCCGCGACGCCGCCAGCACGGCCGAGAGCGCCUCCUGCGCCGGCGUCGUGGUCGACCGCGACGACGAGGAGAGUGCGGCGGGGCACGCCCUCGCCGUCUGACUGGCGAGGAGGUCGGAAAAGGCUUCGGAGACCUCCGAAGCGCAGUCGUCGUCGUCGCGAUUCUCGGGAAACGCCUUAGCGCGGUGGUGCAGCCAGCCCGGGGCCGCGGCGGCGCCUCCGCGCGUCUUGAGGUUGGGGGACGGGAGAAUGUCUGUGCCGGGCGGCGGCGGCGUGGAGAGCUCCUCGCACUUGCGCAGCAGCGCCCGCCUCGUGUCGCGCAAGCGCGCGUCGUCGCCCACCCGGAUGCCGUCGAGGGCGAUGCAGAGCUGCGUGCACCGCUCGCUGCAGCGCGCCUAGUCAUCGCCUUAAUGAACACUCACCACUUGGUGGAUGCAGAGCUGCGUGCAAGCGCUCGCUGCAGCGCGCGCGCUGCUCGGCCGCCGCCGCGCCGCCGCCCGCCGCCGCCAGCCCGGCUUCGAUUCGCGCGAGCUCCUCACCCACUCGCUCCAUCGCCUCGAUUCGUGAGAGCUCCUCCCCCACGAAGCCAGACCUCGGCGCCGUGUACCAGGCCUCCACAGAGUUCGGCUCCGUGGGGGGGUGCGGUGCCGAAGCACCGCCCUCGCCCGCCGCGCCGCCGCCGCGUCCCGGCAAGCUGCAGCCGGCCGUGGCGAUCGCCUUGGACACACGUUG
Molecule: messenger RNA, 852 nt
Organism: Emiliania huxleyi CCMP1516
Lineage: Eukaryota; Haptophyta; Isochrysidales; Noelaerhabdaceae
Exons: 3
Coding region: 1-222 (73 amino acids)
Source: RefSeq, a predicted model, not a curated record